UCACGUCUAUUCUUUACAAAGACAAGAAGAGAUAGAGAUUUUACGCGGACAUGGAUCAUCAUCAAGAAUCAAAUUCUCUAAAGCAGCUCUUCUCUCUAUCUUCAUCUCCUUUCUUCUCAACCUUCAAGACCAAGAAACAUAUUUUUGUGGGGACUUCUCUUCUCAUCAGUUUCCUAAUAAUCUCCGUUAUAUUCGUCGAUCUAGCCCGCUUCGAGCCUCAUCUAUAUUUUGGAUUCUUAUCUUCAUCAUCGAAAACACUAACGAAGGAACAAAGCAGCAAUAACGUAUGCGACUAUUCGUACGGAAAAUGGGUUCGUAGACGACAACUUGACCCGGAAGAAACGUCUUACGGAGAAGAGUGUCGGUUUCUGGAUCCUGGUUUUCGUUGUCUGAAUAACGGAAGAAAAGAUUCUAGUUUCCGACAAUGGCGAUGGCAGCCACACGACUGCGAUCUUCCACGAUUCAACGCAAGAGAUUUUCUGGAGAGGAGUAGGAACGGGAGGAUUGUGUUCGUCGGAGAUUCCAUCGGAAGAAACCAAUGGGAAUCUCUUUUGUGUAUGCUUUCACAAGCCGUGUCUAACAAGUCUGAGAUAUAUGAAGUAAACGGGAACCCAAUAAGCAAGCAUAAGGGUUUCCUCUCAAUGCGGUUUCCAGAACAAAACCUAACGGUCGAAUAUCAUAGAACACCUUUUCUUGUCGUGGUUGCUAGACCACCUGAGAACUCACCGGAAGAUGUCAAGAUGACUGUUAGAGUAGACGAGUUUAACUGGCAGUCAAAAAGAUGGGUCGGGUCUGAUGUUCUGGUCUUCAACACAGGACAUUGGUGGAACGAAGACAAAACCUUCAACUCAGGUUGCUAUUUUCAGGAGGGAGGUAAAUUGAACAAAACAAUGGGAGUAAUGGAGGGAUUUGAGAAGUCUUUGAAGACAUGGAAGUCAUGGAUAUUAGAAAAGCUAGAUUCUGAGAGCAGCUAUGUCUUCUUCAGAAGCUUUUCUCCCGUGCAUUACAGGUCUUGUUUCGCAACAAUCUAUGUGGGUGGAAUCAGAGACAAGAGUCUAGAAUCUAUGGUUUUAUUAAGCUUUUUGGGGUGUUGCAGGAAUGGGACAUGGAACUUGGGUGGUUUGUGUGAUGCAGAUACAGAGCCAGAGACUGAUAUGAUGAAAAUGGAACCUGACCCUAUCCACAACAGUUAUAUCUCUGAAGUAAUACAAGGAAUGCGGUAUGAACAUAGUAAGGUUAAGUUUUUGAACAUUACAUAUCUGACCGAGUUCAGGAAAGAUGCUCAUCCUUCGCGGUAUCGAGAGCCAGGAACUCCUGAAGAUGCUCCUCAAGAUUGCAGUCACUGGUGCUUACCCGGUGUGCCCGACACAUGGAAUGAGAUCCUCUAUGCGCAGCUGUUGGCAAUGAAUUACCGAACAAAAUGAAAAAGAGGUACACAAGUAUUUCUAGUCAUAUGCUAUUUUCUCGAUGCUUUCU
Brassica oleracea var. oleracea is the source of this 1476-nucleotide messenger RNA. Its product is annotated as protein trichome birefringence-like 8. Gene Ontology annotation, molecular function: O-acetyltransferase activity. The coding region runs from base 51 to 1424 and encodes 457 amino acids. The record is from RefSeq and is a predicted model, not a curated record. Lineage: Eukaryota; Viridiplantae; Streptophyta; Magnoliopsida; Brassicales; Brassicaceae. The transcript has 3 exons. Gene Ontology annotation, cellular component: Golgi apparatus.